Daldinia caldariorum is the source of this 2937-nucleotide messenger RNA. Its product is annotated as DDHD domain-containing protein. The transcript has 4 exons. The record is from RefSeq and is a predicted model, not a curated record. Gene Ontology annotation, cellular component: cytoplasm. The coding region runs from base 1 to 2937 and encodes 978 amino acids. Gene Ontology annotation, molecular function: glycerophospholipase activity; metal ion binding. NCBI's taxonomy places the organism in Eukaryota, Fungi, Ascomycota, Sordariomycetes, Xylariales, Hypoxylaceae.
AUGUCACCAGGAAAUAAAGAGGCCAAUGCGCCCACCGAGAAGAAAGAGGUCAAGAAAGAGGUCAAGAAGACAGAGAAGUCAUAUCUUGCAAGCGCUGUGGAUUCUAUAAACCCAUGGACGACAAGCCGAAGCACCACACCAACUCCGAAAGAUGUCGCCCCUAAAACAGGCAAGACGCCACCUACGAAGAAAGCUGAGGACCAUAGCACAAAUACGCUAUACGGUCAGAGCUUUAGAAGAUACCCACCGGAAUGCCCGCCCUUGAAUGUCAUGUGGUUUCAUGCCGUGGAUGUUCCUAAACGAACGCCGAACUUCCUAAAGUCAAAGAGGAAAGAGGAAGACCCGUCGAAACAGAUACCGCCGAAGAAAUUCGUUGCAUUCUCCAAAAACGAUUCGAGGUCGAUCGAGAAUGCCUACCAGAAACUCUUGGAGGAGCUUGAAGAGGAACGAACGAAAGGCUCGGUAAACAAGCAAAUGCGCUCUAGCUCUCAACGGAGAAGGGCUGUCUCGUCGGAGGAUGAAGCCAAUACUAGCAUCGAUGAGGAGAAAGACAGGCACAAAGGUGGUUUGCGAGUCCCAGUUAAUGAAGACUUCUUGUUCGACGUCGACAUAGAGGAACGUGAAUUGGCGCCUGUGUACUGGUUAGGACCCAUCUAUGAAGUCCGCCGUGGGACUUGGUUUUAUCAAGAAGGCUCUACGUUGCGACCCUGCGAAGAGAACCUAGCAGCUCAGCUCGAGGAAGGUUACUUGAAAAUCAAGCCAUGGACUUAUCCCGCGCCAAGUGUCCGUGGGGCACAAGAUGUCACCCCUAAACCAUCCUCAGAAAAUUUAAAGGCGGCAGCCAAGUCGCAAGCUGAUAGUUCUUCUAAACCCCAACCCUUGCAACCCACGGUGCAGCAUCAGCCGCAAACAUAUCGACUCUUCGGCACUUACAUGAACAGUAUAGCAACUUACCAGGACUCGAGUACUGCGUGGUUAUCCUCAGAAAGUGUCUUCUCCUGGGUGACAUCAACAGUAUAUCAGCGGUUUGCUGGUGGCGGUUAUAUGAAUGGCGUAAAGCUCGUGCGUGGCUAUUCGGAGCCUGGGAAGACAAAAGAUGGCAAAAUACCCCCUACACCCAUGACCGCUACCUUUCCCCCUGAUAAAAUGGACGAUAAACAAGAGAAGGCCCUCAAGAGGAGGUCUGACCCAUCUGGCACAAAAUCAGAUGAUACUUCAGACCGAGACAAAGAAGACGAUGAAGCAACUACAGAAACUGAACGCCAGGGGAACCGCUUAAAGCGUCAAUUUUCAUCAUUUAUUGAGGCUUCUGAGAAUCCCGAGAAGCAAGACGAGCAAAUCCGAAAGCGUGAGGAGCAAGAAAUCCAAGAUGAUUAUAAUGGACAAGACGGCGAAACGCAAGGACGAGAUAUCGAGCAUCUUGUUCUUGUUACUCAUGGAAUUGGACAGCUUCUAGGACUUCGGAUGGACAGCGUCAAUUUCGUCCAUGAUGUCAAUAUGUUACGAAAGACUUUUAAGGCGGUAUAUGCUCAUUCAGCAGAUUUAAAGACUCUUAACAAGGAAAAUGAAAACGGGCCCGGUAAUUGCAAAGUCCAAGUCCUCCCAGUUUGCUGGAGACAUUUGCUAGAUUUCCCCAAACGGCGGGAAAAGAAAGGCGAAACUGACUUGGGCGACCUCACGACUGAAGAAGACGAGUAUCCAUCUUUAGAAGAUAUUACUAUCGAGGGCGUUGCUUUUGCCCGUUCUCUUAUAUCCGACCUUGCGUUAGACGUUCUUCUCUACCAGAGCGCCUACCGAGAACAAAUCGCCGAGAUCGUCCUAAAGGAGUCAAACAGAAUCUACAAACUCUUCCUAGAGCGCAAUCCAGACUUUAAAGGAAAAGUCCACAUCGUCGGUCAUUCGUUGGGUUCGGCGAUCAUGUUUGAUAUUCUGUGUAGACAGAAAGAGAAGUCAAAACCGCCAGAGACCCCGCGUACCUCCUUGCGCUUCUGGUCUUCUCAAGAGCGGACUGAACCUUCCCAAGAUCACAAAGACCUCAGCUUCGACUUUGACGUGGAAGAUUUUUACUGCCUUGGCUCUCCUAUUGGACUCUUCCAAAUGCUCAAAGGUCGUACCAUUGCGGCCAGGAGCAAGCCAAAUACGGUACCCUCCGAGAGCCCCCUCAAUCCAGAAUACGCCGAAGAUCCCUUCCUCUCUCCUUCGAUAUCAUCAGACCAAAGGCUCUCGGCUAUCACAGGUCAUCCGUUCUCGGUUUCAUCGCCUAAAGUGGGACAACUAUUCAAUAUCUUCCAUCCUUCUGAUCCGAUUUCCUACCGCUUAGAGCCGCUAAUCUCGCCAGCCAUGUCAUCCCUUAAACCGCAAACUUUACCGUAUACCAAAAAGGGCAUAUUUGGUGCCGUGGCCCCGCAAGGUUUAUCAGGUCUCGGCGUCAAAGUAGGCCAGAGCGUCAGCGGUCUCUGGUCCAGCUUCAGCGCUGGCAUCGCCAGCAGCAUUCUCAACCGCAGCCUCGGAUUGACCAACGAGGAUGUGGCAAACUUCAACGCCGCGAACAGUCAUAACAAUAACUCCUCGCAAAAUAUAACCACCGGAGCCGGAACGAAUAUCAAUUCAGGCAACGUGAUCUCCGACACCAACGCGCAGUCGGAAAAGACGGACGCGCGGAAGAGGGCGCUCGCGCGCCAGAAUUCCUCGGGCGCUAAUGCGAGCAGCAACUACGACGCGACGCUCAUCGACGACGAGCUCGAGACGCUGUACUCGCGAUUCCAGAAGAAGCGCAUCGAGGAGCAUAAGAACAGCGCGAGCCGCGCGGAAGAAGGCGUGGAGCUCGGCGAGGCCUGGGCCGCGGAGGAGUUGAAGGCGCAGAAACUGCGCAGGGAGGAGGCGAAGGUGCGCGCGCUGAAUCGGAACGGCAGGGUGGAUUACAGCAUCCAGGAGUAA